Molecule: messenger RNA, 4097 nt
Organism: Pelodiscus sinensis (Chinese soft-shelled turtle)
Lineage: Eukaryota; Metazoa; Chordata; Testudines; Trionychidae
Source: RefSeq, a predicted model, not a curated record
UCAAACAAACAAACCAAACAGACAAACACAAGCUCAGCACAUAGCAAGUAAUCCCCCCGACACACAAACACACACUACAAACAGCAACUUACAUCAAGGGUCCCGUAUUUACUCCUCCUUUAUCUGGAGAACUCCCUCUCAAAAGUCCCUUUUAGCUGACCCUGUUCGCACCUCCUCCCAAGGUGCCCCCAACACUCGGAGCUCUUAUUAUUUGUAAUAAUUCAAAGUAGCUUUACUGAAGUACUUCUUCCCUGUUUCCAAACAGGAAAUAAUUGAUGGAAAUAGGAGUGUUGAGAGAAUAAUAAAACGGUUUUAAAGGACAAAUUUCCAGAGUCUGAAGAAAAAAUUUUUCAAAGUAAUAUACUGAAGUGAAAGUGCCUUAUUAAAAUCACUGAGAACGUAUUUUAAACAACUUUUUUUUAUUUACCAUUUUUCUUGUAUUUGGAUAUAUUUUUAAGGCUACUGAUAGAUCUUUAUAUUGAUAGCAGCUGUUGCUUUUAAUCAUGAACUGUGGAAAUCAGUUUGUGGAAACUCUGAAGAAAGUUCGUUAUCCAAAAGUUGAUGAGCUUAAUGGAGAAGACUUUGACUGGUUGUUUGAAACUGUGGAAGAUAAAUCAUUUUUGGAGUGGUUUUGUGGAAAUGUGAAUGAGCACCAUAUAUUAACUGAAAAAGAACUGCAAGCUUUUGAUGCUCUUCUUAAAUCUGGCAAGCCCAUUUUAGAAGAGGCAGCUUUGGAUGAAGUUCUUACAACCUGCAAGACCUUGGAUUCAAAAUCCAGUAGCAUGGAAGAAGGAGAAGUCCAGAAGCUAGAGGAGGAGUUUCAGGCUCUUCAGAAAAUUAAAAACCUAAAAAUUCAUCGUCGUAAUAAGCUGCAAAUGAUAGCCUCAAUAAACAGCCAUAUGUCACUGAAAUUAAAUGAUAAAGCAGAAGAAGCAGUUAAAAUUCUGAAAGAGGGACAAGGAAUUUUCACUGCUAUAAAUACUAAGAUAAAUAAUGAACUUCACUCUCUUACUGAUGGAAUUAAGAAGCUGACCUUUUUUUUCACCUCUGACUCAGAGCAAGGCUUAGGUCCUCACCCAGUAUUUUUAUCCCAGCUUGCCUUGGAUAAAUAUUUGUGUCAGGAAGAGCAAAGCACUGCAGCACUUACUUCAUACACAAAAAAACAGUUUUUUCAAGGUAUAGCUGAAUUGAUUGAAAGCUCAAAUGAAGAAAAUUUUCAACUUGUAGAUAUAAGCAAACCAUUAGUUUGUGAUGAGAAUAAUGAAGUCUGUAAAGAGAGAGUAGAGAUGGCUAGGCUACAAAUGGCAUAUAUUUGUGCUCAGCAUGAACUGAUUCAACUCAAAGCUAAAGAUCGAAGCAUAAACUCAGCAUUACAAUGGGCAGAGACUAAUCUUCAAUCCUUGAAGAACAAGAAUUUUGGAAAAGAAGAACACCUUGAGGCUAGAAUUUCCAGUUUAAACAGUGAAAUUUCAAAAAUAAAAAAUCAGCUAACUCAAAUAAAUAAUGAAAUAUUACCUUCUUUGGUGAAGGAGAAUGCACAGCUAUUGAACAUGCCUGUGGUGAAAGGAGAUUUUGAUUUGCAGAUUGCUAGACAAGAUUACUAUACAUCAAGACAAGAUACAGUAUGUAAUCAGUUGCUAAAACAGAAAGCAUCAUUUGAACUUCUUCAGCUAGCUUAUGAAAUUGAGUUGAGGAAACAUCGGGAUAUCCAUCGUCAACUAGAAAACAUAAUACAAGAUCUGAAACAGAGCAGUAAUUCCCUUCAACAGAGACUGGAGAUGAUGUCUGAACCAUUUAUAUCUCAACAUGCAGUGCCAAAGAACACUGUUGAUUCAAGGGAUAAUGCCUCUCAUAGGCUAUACCAGCUUUUGGAAGGAGAGAAUCAGAAACAACAAUUGUUUAGAACACAUGAAGGCAUGGAACAACUAUCUCAGAAACUAAAGCAAGACAUUACUUCAGUGCAACAUCAGCUAUCAGUAUCAUGUCAAGAACAAUCCCUUUUUUUGUCUAAGAUGGAUAGUGAUUUAGAUACCCUUUGUGAUUCGCUGUAUUGUGGAGGAAAUCAGAUUUUACUUAGUAACCAGGAACUAACAGAGCAACUUUACCAACUGGAAACUAAUUUAAAUAGACUAAACCAACUUAUUAUGGAUCUUCUUGCUGAUGUAAAGGCCAAGAGAAAGAUUUUAGAGACAAAUACGCUUUGUCAGAUGGAAAGAAAAUUGUAUGUGUAUUUUUUCAAAGAUGAAGACUACUUGAAGGAUAUUGUGGAGAAACUAGAGCAUCAGUCUCGGGCUCAAACCAUUGAUCUAGAGAAUUAAACAUUAAAUGUAUCUUUGUUCUGCUGCUAAGAUACAGAAAUAUUUAGUGUAGACUGUUUUAUGAUUCAAUGGAAAAACAAACUUUAGAUAAUAAUAUAUUAUUUUAUCAAAUAUAGCACUUAUCAGCCUCAUCAAGAACAGACUGUAAGCUUCUUUAGAGCUUUUGACAUCCAGAGACUGAGUUCAUAGUUCAGCUUAUGAGUGUUUGCUUUGCAAGAGAGAGAAUGCAUCAAGUAUCUAUCUCAGUUACUCAAUGGUUACGAUACUGCUAGACUACAUAUUGCCCUCUCUUACUUAGUGUGCAGAGUAAAAUGAGGAUUCCUGCCUCCAUGGUAUGCUUUUUCUUUGCCUUCAUAUGUUAUGAAAUCCUCUUCAUAUGUGCUCUACAAAGUUAGUGCAGAGGGGGAACCAAGGAACAGCUGCCGAAUAUAGGAUGCUUCCUUCUGAAGUAGAUGGUUUUCAUAAUGGGAAACUUUUAGAGUAACUUUCAUCCUCUCAAAAGAUUGCAAGGAUAGAAGAUGCAGUUGUGCAAAAGUGACAGCAUGAAUGGGUAUAGACUAAGUGUCUGUGCAUUAAGGAUGUUAGAGCGGUUAUUUGGCUAAUCAUGUAGAUACAGAUUGUAUCGACUACAUGAUUAGUCAGUAAGGGGGCUGCUCUACUGAGAUGCAAUGGGGGUAGCUCCUGGAGCCAGCUCGAGCCGGGACUGAGUCUCGGCUUGGGCUGGCUCUGGACCGCGGCGGCUGUGCACUUUAAAUGUAGUAAGAGCUGCUGGGCUUUUACUAUAUUUAAAAUGCAGAGCCAUAGCACAGGUAGCUCCCUCAUGCUGGAUCUGGGACUGCUUGGGGAAGCCUCUGAUUGCGGCCAACCCAGGCCAUUGCGAACAGGGAUUGCUUGGCAGCAGCAGCCCUUGUCUGCAGGGGGCCCAGUUACCUGCUGGGACCCCCACGGACAGGGGCUGCUGCUGGAGCAGCCUCCCCUAUCCUCCUACCCCCAAUGCCUCUGAUGCCCCACCACACCUCUCAUACAGAGGCAGCAAGGCAGGGGAGAAUCGAGUAGUCGAGUAUUCCACUCAACUACCCAAUAAGCUUAUGAGUAUUGAAAAGUCGACUACUCAUUUACAUCUCUACUUUGCAUUUUGUCUACAAACUGUUCAAAGUCUCUGAGAUUGCCUUUCUUUCCCGUUUGUGUUACUCUUCCAAAAAUGUCCUAGACUCCUGAAGCAAGAGCAAGAAUUUUGAACAUGUCUUUUGUAUCAGAAUGUUCCAAGGAUGUUUGUGUUCAGCAGAUUUUCUGCUGUGAUCUACUUCUUUUUUGGCUCAUGCUAGCAUUUAUAGUAACACGUAUCAGUUUCAGAAUCUUUUAAUAAUUCUUCCAGACUUACCUAAUAUGUAGUAGAAAAAGAUAUUUGACUCAACAAUAUAUAUAUAUAUGUAUAUAUAUUUUGUUGAGUCAAAAAUCUUUUUAUAUGCCUGAUUUGUCGAGCCCUUUAUAUCUAUAUAUCAAACAAUAUAAGAAACUUCUUAUAGAGCAAAGAGAAUUAAAUGUGAUUCAUACAGUUGUGCCUUUUUUUCUACUGUGUUCACUGGAUCUAGAUCCUGAUGGGAGCAACAAUUCUGUUUGCUUUCAGGGCAUAUACAGAUUUCUUCUAUAAAUGUUGGUUGGAUAAAUAUGAGCAAAUUAAGCCUGACAAUUUUUUAACAGCAAGUAACAUUUUUAGUGUAUAAAUAACAUUUUAAAUUUGUUUUUAAUGGCAGAAUAUUAUUUGGUAUUACUUUUAAU